Recurvomyces mirabilis is the source of this 4386-nucleotide messenger RNA. RefSeq lists its product as uncharacterized. Gene Ontology annotation, molecular function: helicase activity; ATP binding; RNA binding. The record is from RefSeq and is a predicted model, not a curated record. Bases 1 to 4386 code for a protein of 1461 amino acids. NCBI's taxonomy places the organism in Eukaryota, Fungi, Ascomycota, Dothideomycetes, Mycosphaerellales, Teratosphaeriaceae. The transcript has a single exon. Gene Ontology annotation, cellular component: intracellular anatomical structure.
AUGGCGAAGAAGAAGACCAAACCAGCUUCGAAUCCGAAUCGAGGUUUCGCCACAACAUCCGUGCCUAAGGCAUCACAAGUCGAUGCAGCGAAGGGAGCAGAGAGAAACCUUGAAUCGAAGACCGUCACGCCUGCUGCUGUAUCUGCGUCUACAGAGACUAAGAAUGGCGAACAUGGGUGCGUGAAAUCACAAGGCUCACGAGAAUUACACGAACUUAGUCCCGAGGAACUUGAGGCUUCGCUCGAAGCCUCUGAACUUCAGCAGUAUGUGGAGCGUUUCGCCAGCAAGGUUCGCAAGGACGCCGUACGACAAAGCAGCCGAUUGGAGACGGAUAAGCGUGUGUUGCGUGGACAGGCAGACUUUCUCUUCGUCAAGGAUUGGCUUCCGGACGAAAUAAUGCAACAGAUCGUCGACUUGGCCUGCAUCGAGGAGAAAUCCGAACAGUCAAUACCUGAUAAGCGAAGUCUCUUCGGCAGCGACGAGUACACAGCGCGGUUCUGGUCUUUGCGAUUAUGUUUGCUCGACGCAGGUAUUCCAGCAGACCACGUCAGUGAAGCACUCAUUUGGCUGGUCACGAACGCGCCACCUGUAGACUCCGCCACUUCUGCAAUCUGGGGAUUACCAGAAGUGCUCGACUGGUUGGCUCUUCAUUGCGGCAGAGAUAGCCUUGACCAGUAUGAUCACAAGAAGCUGCACACCCUUCCCGCACAAGACACAAGCUCCGUGAUAGAGGAUUCAGGCGGGGAUGAGCAAUCUGGCGUCAUGCAGGCUGAAAGCAAAGCAGCUCACGGCCGGCAGGUUCCUUCAGAAGCGGCAGCACAGCCCACCGGCCCCGAGAUUGAGGUGAGUGAUGUGGACAGCGACAUGGAACCAGACGAGCUUCUUGCAGCCUACCUCCGAGUCAAAGCUAAGCUUUUCGAGCUCAGCCCGAUCCUUGCAGAUGGUCCACCAGCGAAGCGAAAAAGUACCGCACGAACGAAUCAGCUACCCGCGCCCGUGAGCAGCACUCCGAGCGAACGGAAAUUGCUGGAGAAGUUACGCCGCAUAGCAUCAGAUGUUCUGUUUGACCAACGCGAAGCAGAUGCUCAUUGGCAGUCUAUACGGAUAGAUCUUGCGCAAGCAGAAGCAGAUCGAAAGAGGCUACACAUAUCGCAAGAGCCUACGUCUGCCUCUGCUCCCGGGAUCACAUUUACGACCGAUGUCAAUGGCGAAGCCGAAAGAAUUGGCAAGGAACUUCUAGAGGAGGCUGAUGACUCAGACGGGGAUGGCAUGCUCAACGGAAUGUUUGAUGCCCUACCAGGGAUGGCUAAUGCUGACAAGGGCGCUGAAGGUGCUUCCCACCAGACUGUCAGCAUUCGUAAUUUCGGCAAGAUGAAUGGCAUGAACCCGAGGCGAGUAUUGGAAGAGGCCUGCAAGUCCAGAGAUUCGUCUGUCAAAGUUCACGUGAAGCAGAUUUCACCAACUACGUAUGCCAGUCGACAUUCAAUCACCAUCACCUGGAGCAGAGACCAAGAUCUCUUAGAUGCCUCAUACAUGCCAAACGUCACGUUACAGCAGAAGGUACGUGUAUGUUGUCUCAGUAUGACCAAUCUUGCAACGCCAGAUACUUCACAAAGUGAGGCAUAUGUGGCUACUGUCGCUCUGUUUCUCAUCUUCUCUGGUUCUCCAAAAGAAGAGAAAGCCCAUCUGAAGCUUCCCGCCACGCUUCGUGAUCUCUGGGAUGAGCUGCUCCAAGCCAAGAACGACCAUGCGAACGCCGCGGAUCGAGAGGAGGUUAGAAGUAUUCGUACGCUCGUGGAGAACGCGGUCACCACUGCAGGUACUCACGAUGUCGACGACGAUGAUGAGGUAGUAUUCCAAGCGAAUAGUCGGCAGCGGAGUCGCAUGCAGAGUGGUGUAGCCACGCCUGUCAAUGAGCCGGCAAGAGACAUUGCUCAGAACGGUUUGUACUCGCCAGACCUCGCACAGAUAUGGGCGAAUAAAGUUGCGACCCCUAGUUAUCAAAGGAUGCUCGUGUCUCGAAUCAAUCUUCCGAUAUUUCAUUACAAGGCUGCCGCUUUGGACACAAUUGCAAGACAUCCUGUCACGAUUUUGGUCUCGGAGACUGGAUCUGGAAAGUCAACUCAGCUACCUGCGUUUAUUCUCGAGUCAGAGCUGUCCCAAGGUCGACAUUGCAAGGUAUACUGUACCGAGCCACGCCGGAUCUCCGCCAUCUCACUGGCGAAUCGUGUGAGCGAGGAGAUGGGUGAACGCAAAGGAGACGUUGGCACAAAUCGAUCACUAGUGGGCUAUGCCAUUCGACUUGAGUCGCACACCUCAUCUUCAACAAGACUCGUUUACGCUACUACUGGAAUAGUGCUCAGAAUGCUUGAGAACCCCAACAGCCUCGGGGAUAUCAGCCAUCUAGUGGUGGACGAGGUACAUGAGCGAAGCAUUGACACGGACUUUUUACUCAUCAUCUUACGCUCUCUCAUGCAACGGAAGCCGGGCCUUCGAAUCGUACUCAUGAGUGCUACAGUCAAUGCACAGCGUUUCUCCAACUACCUUGAUGGAGCUCCGAUCAUCGAUGUACCAGGGCGUACAUUUCCAGUACAGGCGAAGUAUCUCGAAGAUGCCAUCGAGCUCACUGGUCAUAUCCCAGAGGACGGCACUGCUACCAACGAUGCCGAGGACUAUGCAGACUCGGAUGUGACAGAUGCUAGUGCAGCUAAGCAGCUCACUGGGUAUUCUCCCAAGACCUUGAGGACGCUCGCUUCGUACGAUGAAUACAGGAUAGACCACAGCCUGAUCAUUAAGCUUUUGCAAAAGGUCGCCUACGAUCCCGAAUACCAGCUCUUCUCCAAGGCUGUCUUGAUCUUUCUCCCCGGUAUUGCAGAGAUCAGACAGCUGAACGAUAUCCUGGGUGGCCAUCCCAGCUUUCGACAAGGCUGGCUGGUUUACCCAUUGCACUCGAGUUUUGCAAGCGAGGAUCAGCAAGCCGCUUUCGAGAUACCUCCUCAUGGCUUGAGAAAGAUCGUGCUCGCAACUAACAUCGCCGAGACUGGUAUCACGAUUCCCGAUGUAACUUGUGUAAUCGACACUGGCAAGCAUAAGGAGAUGAGAUUCGACGAAAAGAGGCAGAUGUCUCGCCUCAUUAUGUCGUUCAUUGCUCGGGCCAAUGCGAAGCAACGAAGAGGCCGGGCUGGCCGUGUACAAGAGGGUCUUGCCUUCCACCUCUUCACAAAACAUCGCCACGAUGAGAUCAUGGCAGAGAAUCAGACACCGGAGAUGCUCCGACUCAGCCUGCAAGAGCUUGUCAUGCGGGUCAAGAUCUGCAGAUUGGGCGGGAUUGAGGAUGCUCUGUCGCAAGCGCUGGACCCACCGUCGACUCGGAAUAUCAGACGGGCUAUUGAUGCUCUUGUCGAAGUGGGCGCGCUGACCACGCGCGAAGAGCUCACUUCGCUCGGAGAGCAGUUAGCGAAACUGCCGCUUGAUGGGCCGUUGGGUAAGUUGAUUCUGCUUGGCAGUGUAUUUGGCUGCCUCGACUUUGCGUUGACAGCCGCGGCUGCCUUGACGUCAAAGAGCCCGUUUCUCAGCCCCAUGCAUGCAAAGAAGCAAGCAGAUACCGUACGUCUAGCCUUCAAGCGUGGCGACUCGGACCUGGGGACGCUGUACAACGCUUACUGUGCAUGGAGAAGGACAUGUAUGACUCAAGGCAUGUCGGAAUUCCACUUCUGUAACAAAAACUUCCUCAGCUCGCAGAACCUUGCGAAUAUUGAAGACCUGAAAGGCCAGCUCUUGACCUCUUUGGUCGAUGCCGGCUUCGUGGCGCUCAGUCCGGCGGAGAAAGCAGCACUCUCGAAAGUGCGACCAGGUGCUCGCCAGCGGAACUUCGUCAUGAUCCCCGAAAGAUACUGUGUUGCAGACAGCGACGAUCGGGUCCUGUGUUCGGUCGUGGCAUGGUCCUUCUACCCCAAGGUCAUUAAGCAGGACGGUAAAGGCUGGCGAAACAUCGCGAACAAUCAGGCUCUGGCACUCCACCCUUCUUCUGUGAAUAAGACGUCCUUGCCAUCGGAUAUUACCAUGUUGUCUUUCUACAGCAUUCUGCAAGCUACAUCAAAGUACACAAACGCCCAGGAAACGACCCCUGCGCCCGAAAUUGCGCUGGUGCUACUGGCUGGCGAUGCUGUCUUCCACAUGUACGCUGGUGUGAUCGUGUUAGAUGGGAACAGGCUACGCUACAAAGUGCGUGAUUGGAGGACAAUGAUUGUGUUGAAGAUAUUGAGGCAGAAAUCGAAGGAAGUGUUGGCCCGUCUGUUCAAGCAUCCGGGCAAAGAUAUCACGGGUAGAAGUCGGCCGUGGAUGGAUAUCUUGAAGCGUAUACUAGACACUCGCAAGCAAGGCUAG